AUGGUACUUUCCGCUCCGAUGAACAUCCCUCCUCCACCGGAGUCAUUGUAUCAGCAGCUCCUUCCUGACGAACUCAUUGCGGAGGUCCUGUCAUGGCUUCCAGUGAAAACCCUCAUAAGACUUAGGUGCGUGAGUAAGAUCUGGAAAGCCCUUAUUACCUCUGAUGCUCGCUUCAUCAAAUUGCACCGUCAAAGAUCAGCUGCACAAAACCCCCAAUUUUUGUUCAAAUGGGAUGACAUUUAUAGCCACAACCGCAAUCUCACAUCAUUCCCCGUAAGUCGUUUAGUUGAGAACCCAUUGACCACACUACCUGAUGAACCCCAUCAUCGCAUUACAGAUCAUGGGAUCAUGAGCAACUGGCUGGUCGGUUCUUGUAAUGGCUUGAUCUGCAUACACUUCCAUUCUUUCAACAUUGGUUUCCAAGAGGAUUGGCUUUAUUUCUGGAACCCGGCUACCAGGUUUUUAUCUAAAAAGUUAGGUUAUUUUCGUGCUAAUUACCAAUUUUCCAAGUUCACCUUUGGUUAUGAUAAUUCAAAUGGCACUUACAAGGUGUUGUUUUUUGAAUUGGAGAAUGGUAAAAGAAAAAUUGGCAAUGAAUCACAGGGAGCUCCAGUGAAAGCUUUCACCUUGGGUGAUAAUCUUUGGAGGAACAUUCAAAGUUUACCUGUUGAUGUGGUUACUCUUGACGAUGGCUUCCAGAAACCAUCUAAUGGAGUGAAUUUGAGUGGUACUCUUAACUGGAUUGCACUUCAUAAUAGUCCCAUAAUUUUUUAUGCUCCAAUGGUUUCCAAGGCCUUGCAGGAGACAAUUAGGGUGAGCACUGCCAGGAAGCUCAGAGUUGAUGCGUUGCUACUCAAGCUACAGGAAGAAGAACGUCAAGAUGGUGAACACCGUGCUGCUGCUCCGAAUGUGAGUAAUGAAGAGGAGGAAGGAUCUGAAGAGUGUAGUGCAGGAAAGGACUCCAGUUCUGAAGACUAG
Messenger RNA from Lotus japonicus, 978 nucleotides. Its product is annotated as F-box/kelch-repeat protein At3g23880-like. Bases 1 to 978 code for a protein of 325 amino acids. The record is from RefSeq and is a predicted model, not a curated record. Lineage: Eukaryota; Viridiplantae; Streptophyta; Magnoliopsida; Fabales; Fabaceae. Gene Ontology annotation, molecular function: protein binding. The transcript is spliced from 2 exons.